Molecule: messenger RNA, 901 nt
Organism: Saccostrea cuccullata (small rock oyster)
Lineage: Eukaryota; Metazoa; Mollusca; Bivalvia; Ostreida; Ostreidae
Product: transient receptor potential cation channel trpm-like
Exons: 7
Coding region: 170-886 (238 amino acids)
Biological process (GO): monoatomic cation transmembrane transport; metal ion transport
Cellular component (GO): plasma membrane
Molecular function (GO): monoatomic cation channel activity
Source: RefSeq, a predicted model, not a curated record
GGUGGAAAAGGAGGCACAGGAUUUAUUGAAGACUGCCCUUCUUACCAAUAGAACAGAUUAUGUGGAAACGCUUCUGGAUUUAAACGUACCAGUGUCUUUAGACGUCAUCGGUGAGCUUUACAAGUGUGCGUUACCAGUGGAUGGUACGGAGAAGAGUGACUCAUCGGGAAUGCGCUGGGUUUUGAUGGAAAUGGGAGGGGAGGAAAAGCUCGCAAAGCAUCUUUUUGAAGGUGAGGAGGACUGCCAUGAAGUAGCACAGAAGAUGUGUAAACGCCUCCUCAAUUACAAAAAAACAGAAAAUGAUGCCCACUGCUCAUCUUCAACCUGUAAUUCUAAUAGAAUGAAGGAAUACGUGAACCGACAAGAGUUCCUUCAGGCUGUCCUGUUGUGGUCACUUUUGACCCAUAGAACGGACAUUGCUACCUUGGUUUGGCGGAGGGUCAAGAGCCAGCUAUAUACCGGCCUUGAAAGUGCAUUAAUUUUGAAAAAGAUGUCCUCCAUAGCCAAAUUGAAAGACGAGAAGUUAGCAAUGAAGCUAAAAGAACAAGCAAAAGAUUUCAGAGGCCGGAUUUUAAGCAUGAUGGACAAUCUUUAUCAGACUGAUGAGACUCUAGCGUUUGAAAUUUUGGACGAACUAGACGUUGUAUGGACUAUUCAAGCCAAACCUCUAUCGUUUGUGUAUGAAUCGAAGAUGUACGAUAUUAUUGCCCACCCUUGCUCUGUUGGUCUAAUGAACAAAAUAUGGUUUAACGGUCUUAUUCCAAGUGGAACAAGAUUUAUCAAAGAUUUCUUGGCAAAAUAUAUAUUGUUGUGUUAUGUUAUCAUGUAUUUAAACAAAACUAUCAAUAAAAUUCACCCUGUUGAUGUAAUCUACAAGCUGUCCUAAUGUGUGAAGUAUUUA